Molecule: messenger RNA, 684 nt
Organism: Babesia bigemina
Lineage: Eukaryota; Apicomplexa; Aconoidasida; Piroplasmida; Babesiidae
Product: Rab1a, putative
Exons: 7
Coding region: 1-684 (227 amino acids)
Biological process (GO): regulation of exocytosis; protein secretion
Molecular function (GO): GTP binding; GTPase activity
Source: RefSeq, a predicted model, not a curated record
AUGGUAUCCAGGGCUUCUAAGGACUACGAUUACCUGUUCAAGUUGGUGCUCGUCGGGGACAGCGGUGUCGGCAAGUCUUGCGUCCUCCUGCGAUUCGCUGACGACACAUUCACGGACAGCUAUAUCACGACGAUCGGCGUCGAUUUCCGUUUCCGUACCAUCGAGGUCGGCGGGCGCAGGGUGAAGCUCCAGAUCUGGGACACGGCGGGUCAGGAGCGGUUCAGGACGAUAACGAGCGCGUACUACCGCGGCGCGGAUGGUAUAGUAGUGGUGUACGAUAUCACCGACAAGGUACGGUUGUUGGGUGGCCGGCGUGACAGUCCGCAGCUGUCGUUCGAGCAUGUAGAGGCCUGGCUCGCCGAGGUCGACAAGUUCGCGCCCGAGGGGACCCACCGUCUGCUCAUCGGCAACAAAUGCGACCAGGGCCCGUCGAGGGACGUGGACGCAAGCGAUGUAGAGGUUUUUAGUCGCAAGACCGGCAUUCCUCACGUUGAGAUCUCCGCCAAGACCGGCACGAACGUGGAGGAUGCGUUCGUCUCCCUGGCUACGCGGCUGCUCGCCGACAGGCUCCAGCGGCAGCCCGACGGCGGGCAGGACUCCGCCCCGCAGACGAUAUCGCUCAACGACCGCGUGAAAAGUGUUUUCGGCGGCAUCCCCGGCUUCGACAAGGCCUGCUGUGCGUAG